AUGUCACAGCCACAACUUUCAAAGAUUGAGGUCCUAGUGCACAUAUCCGCACCCGGAACCGUAAGAGAUGACACGACUUACCGCUCCCAUGCCUCAGCAUGUCUUGCCUUUGAGCCCGUGACUCGAAUCGGCGUUGUUCCAGAGGAAUCUUAUGAGGGGGGUAUCGCUGUCAAUAUUCCACCACCCUCUUCGGCCAGACAGGAGGAUGCAGACACCACGUUCGGAUUCGGAUCGUUCACGAGCUCUUGGCCUUCAAGUGCAGAGGCAUAUGGCCGCGGACACCAGACAAGCUCAGACUCAGGUGUGAUUGAAGACGAAGUUGAUGGAUCCUCAGAGGCAUGCACACCACCUAGUACUGUUCCUGAUUCGCAGGCGGAGUCGGAUCGAACUGAUACGCCCACGCCUACGCCCACGCCCACUCCACCACUAACAUGGGAAAUCGAACGGAACCAAAGCCCAGACGCCUCGCCCAUAAAACCAAUUUACAUCUCUCUUUCGUCAUCUUGUGAGGAAUCCUCUUUCCGUUCCCUAGAUCCAGACGCGGAUGCAAAUACAGAUGCAAAUACGGAUGCAGAAGCAGAAGAGGAGGAAGAAGAAACGCUCCGCCUACCGAUGGAAAUUCACCCACCUCAUCCAAACCCCUCAUCAACCGCACGCUUCGAAACACAUCUCACACCCGCUCUUCGCAUGCUAGCCUGCCAUUCCAAGUUAUGCAAACGGUACGCACCGGCCUAUCAGUCCAGACGUCUGCGGCCGUGCGAGCGAGGAUACUGGUUUCUACAUAUCCCUAUCACCGGACCUGGAUCUGCACCCGGCCACGAAGCAUGGGGCAUGCAGCGGUUCAGGCAGUUCUGGGGGUAUUUACGUGAGUACGUUAGCCUGGGGAAGGCGGGGUGGGGAGUGUGGUGUUGUGCAGAUCGUGCAGAUGCAGAUGGUGGAUAUGUUGAUGUACGUGUUUGUACGUGGGGGGAGGUGGUAGGGGCGGUGUACCUUGUUUUAUACCUGGCCAGUGAUAGGGCGGUAGGGCGAUUGGAGGGCGUAGAGUGGCGGGAUGCGGGUGAGAAGGCCGUUAUUAGGAUGUAA
Messenger RNA from Microsporum canis CBS 113480, 1083 nucleotides. RefSeq lists its product as uncharacterized. The record is from RefSeq and is a predicted model, not a curated record. Lineage: Eukaryota; Fungi; Ascomycota; Eurotiomycetes; Onygenales; Arthrodermataceae. The coding region runs from base 1 to 1083 and encodes 360 amino acids. The transcript has a single exon.